Molecule: messenger RNA, 479 nt
Organism: Suillus subalutaceus
Lineage: Eukaryota; Fungi; Basidiomycota; Agaricomycetes; Boletales; Suillaceae
Exons: 3
Coding region: 34-297 (87 amino acids)
Source: RefSeq, a predicted model, not a curated record
CUCGCUUUUCUGCAAGCACCAAGUAAGCUUAAAAUGUCCGCCAUACCGCGUACUCUCCGAGUCGUUCCAAAAACUUCUCUAAAGCCGGGAAGUAAAGUUCUCCCACCACCGCUCACAAACCAGAAUGAGCGUGCAUUCAAAGAGCCUCUGCUCCGGAUUAUGGCUCGCAGGCAACAAGAAGCGGGUGAUAUGUGGCCACCAAAUUUGCGCAUCGAGCCCCAUGUCACGAAGACAGUUAUUGGCAAAGCGCCGGAGGAGAUGCGCGUUCAGCUGAAGAGAUUGUUGAAGGAACGGUGAACACGGCAUGGAUGUAUCAUAGACACCCUGUGUUGUUGCCCUUCGCAGGACCGGCUGCUUAAUGUAUUUAUGAACACCGUUUUAAUAGUACCCCACGGUCUUAUCAUGUGGUUGCAUUCUGCAAAUUUAUUGCGAAGAUAGGAAGCGUCCUGAAAGAACACGCGAAUGUAGCUUCCCCAGCA